This is a messenger RNA of Ruditapes philippinarum (Manila clam), 1828 nucleotides long. RefSeq names its product retinaldehyde-binding protein 1-like. Gene Ontology annotation, cellular component: membrane. Gene Ontology annotation, molecular function: phosphatidylinositol bisphosphate binding. NCBI's taxonomy places the organism in Eukaryota, Metazoa, Mollusca, Bivalvia, Venerida, Veneridae. The transcript has 9 exons. The record is from RefSeq and is a predicted model, not a curated record. Bases 55 to 1242 code for a protein of 395 amino acids.
CAAAUGUAUAAUUUUAUCGAUAUAAAUACAUGUGCCACUUAAUGACCUUACCUGAUGAAAUUUAACAAAUUGUGUACGCAUACGUUUCUAGAUAAACCUACACGUCCGAAUAACUGCGACAGAUUGAUUUAUUGUCCAUUUAGUUUGCAGUUCUCCUUAAUUUUUACAGUAAACAAGAUACGGUCAAAUAUUGCAAAUACAAGUUGUAAGUUAUCAUAUCUAUGCGACGUGUUUGAUCGGAUUUUAGUUUGGUUUUACUCACUCACAAUGGCAGUGGAACCAGGAGAUGCUAAAUAUGUAAGUAAACUUAACGAGGAGGAAAAGAAACGGGCUAAAGAAGAGCUUCAUGAACUGAAUGACAAAGACAGAGAGGGCGCUGUACAGGCGUUACGAAAGUGGGCGCUGGAACAGAAAUGGCUCAAAACCAUGACAGAUUUCGAAUUCCUUCUACGGUUUAUUCGCGUAAGGAAAUACAGUCAACUCGGGGCUAGGGAGACCCUUGAAAACUACUGGACAAAUAGAACUAAUGUCCCUGAAUGGUUCAAAAACCUCGACCCCGCAGACGAGAAAAUACACAAAGUUCUGCGUACUGGAAUGAUGUACUGUCCAAAGGGAUACGACAAACACGGGCGCAAAGUUAUAUUUGGGAGCAUGGACAAUAUGGACUUGAGUAUGAUGAAAUCUAAAGAAGGACAAGACUUGUUGUACAAAACCAGCUGCCUUCUCUUUGAUUGGCUGGCUUAUGAUGAAAAGGCACAAGUGAACGGAGUAGUAUUCGUGUCCGACUAUACUGGAGCGUCCAUGGAAUUUAUCAAAUUUUGGAACCCAGAAGCAGAAAAGAAAAUGUUGGCUUAUUUCCAGAAAUCGUUACCCAUGCGGUUCAAGGCAUUCCAUUUGUACAAGAUGCCUGCUUUCAUCGAUGCUUUGUUUGCCAUCAUAUCACCUUUUAUGAGCCAAAAGUUUAAGGACAGGAUGCACUCACAUGGUAAAAGUUUAGUAAAGAUAUACGAGGAACUUGGCAUGGAAGUGUUCCCUGAUGAAUAUUUACCUGACGAUUAUGAAGGUCCUUCAGCCGGAACUAGACAGGAAAUCAUUGAACAAAAUAUUCAAGAUAUACAGAAAGAAGAAUUCAGGAAAUACAUGUUGGAAAUGUCUAGUGGUAAAUAUUACGUGGACACAGAAAAAAGAAAAUCCGCGGAGAAACCUCCCGAGGCCUCCUUCAGAAAACUAAAUGUGGACUGAUUGUUCAACAAAACAAACAUUAUUUGUCGGACGAAAAAAGACGAAAAUAUGAACACAUUUAUUAUACAUGUAUAUAUGUAUAUUGCAGUGUUGAUAAAAUAACAUUAAGUUUUAUCUCAUAUUCAAAAACUUUUGUAAUUUUGCCAAAUUAUAUGGGGUUUUCCCCAAAAUCACAGAUCUCAGAGCGGACCAUGUCCUUUCACUUUCAGAAUUCCAUUAAUUAUUAGAAGUAUUCUACACUCUUCUAAACGCGUUGAAGGAAAAACUGUAGGGUUGCCUUAAGAUGGUCCAAGUUUAUUAAUCUACAAUAAUACAAAUGAAUUUAAUGUAAGAGGGAAUAAAGAUUAUUUAUUUAAACAUAUAUGGACUGCUUGGACUGAAAGUGGUUAGCCUUUGCCACCAGAAUCCAUGCAGUCUGACAAGAUUUUAUGCAGGAAGCUGUCAAACUUCAACUUGCUAACCCAAAAGUUCCUAAAAUUGAAGCAUAUUUAGUCAAACACUUAAAAUUCUUGAAAAUUCCAUGACACAGUUGAAACCUCAUAACUUGAUAUCUCGUAAAAAUUCUCUUUCUUUAUAUAGAUACAUG